Molecule: messenger RNA, 1392 nt
Organism: Tachyglossus aculeatus (Australian echidna)
Lineage: Eukaryota; Metazoa; Chordata; Mammalia; Monotremata; Tachyglossidae
Gene: FUT2
Product: fucosyltransferase 2
Exons: 2
Coding region: 231-1295 (354 amino acids)
Biological process (GO): carbohydrate metabolic process
Cellular component (GO): membrane
Molecular function (GO): galactoside 2-alpha-L-fucosyltransferase activity
Source: RefSeq, a predicted model, not a curated record
UCGACGGAUCACCCCGGGGAGGAAUUUGGGGUGCGGGACACCUGGGUCCCUAAGGUGGCUGGGCGGGGGUGCAGAAUGGAGGUGUGCAAAGAGGAGUGAGUUACCUGAAGGGGUGUGGCCUGAAUGGGGGGAGGCGGGCCUCCAGGUGCAGGAAGCAGCGGCGGACACCUGGGCAGGGAGCGAGCCGGGCUUCGGGAGAGAAGAUCCGACCCCCAUCCAGCCCUCCAGAAAUGACCUCUCUCCCGUCUUCAUCCCCGCCCACCAUCCCGGUCCUUCUCAUUGUCUUUAUUGCCUCCACCCUCUUCCACCUCCAUGCCCGCCUUACCCAGAUGCCUGGGCCCCUGCCUGCAAAGUUAAGUGCCCUGGAGGCCCACCCCACGAUACCCCAAAGCGCUCCUGAGGCCCGCCCCAUCAGCACCGUGACUCACCGUGACCCUGGUGUCUGGACAGUCAAUACAAUUGGCCGCCUGGGGAACCAGAUGGGAGAGUACGCCACGCUGUACGCCCUGGCAAAGAUGAAUGGCCGGGCGGCCUACAUCUCCCCCGAGAUGCACAGGACCCUGUCCCGGAUCUUCCGGAUCACCCUGCCCAUCCUCUCUGCCACCGAGACCCGCCGCAUCCGGUGGCGGAACGUCCCCCUGCACGACUGGAUGUCGGACGACUACCGGACCAUCUCUAGUCCCUUCGUCCGGCUCACCGGCUACCCAUGCUCCUGGACCUUCUACCAUCACCUGCGGGCUGAGAUCGCCCGGGAAUUUUCCCUCCAUGACCACGUCCGGGAGGAAGCCCAAACGUUCCUGCGGCGUGCGGGGCGGGAGCGGGCAGGAGGAGGGCGGAACCUCACUUUCAUCGGCGUCCACGUCCGCCGCGGGGACUACGUGCGCGUGAUGCCGCAGGUGUGGAAGGGCGUGGUGGCGGAUCGGGGCUACCUAGAGAAGGCACUGGGCUACUUCCGCGACCGCUACCCCAACCCGGUGUUCAUAGUGACUAGCAAUGGCAUGGCCUGGUGCCGGGAGAACAUUAACGUGUCACGGGGGGACGUGGUCUUUGCGGGAGACGGGGCCGAGGGCUCCCCGGGCCGGGACUUUGCGCUGUUGACGCAGUGCAACCACACAGUCAUGACCAUCGGGACCUUUGGGAUCUGGGCUGGCUACCUGGCCGGUGGGGAGACCGUGUAUCUGGCAAAUUACACCCUUCCGGACUCCCCUUUCCUCAAGAUUUUCAAGCCUGAAGCAGCAUUCCUGCCCGAGUGGGUGGGGAUUCCUGCCGACCUGUCACCCCUGCUGCAUGGGUGACAGUGGGGGGUGACCAAGGACUCCGUCACCCACCUCUCCCUCCCUCAUCCCCACCCGGGGCAGCAGGGACCUGAAUGCAACCUGACAAUAAAGUAGC